Messenger RNA from Tremella mesenterica DSM 1558, 1515 nucleotides. RefSeq lists its product as uncharacterized. Gene Ontology annotation, cellular component: nucleus. The record is from RefSeq and is a predicted model, not a curated record. Lineage: Eukaryota; Fungi; Basidiomycota; Tremellomycetes; Tremellales; Tremellaceae. The transcript is spliced from 2 exons. The annotation marks the transcript as partial. Gene Ontology annotation, molecular function: DNA binding.
GAGAGCUACCAAAAGGUAGUAGAUCGUUUCAAUAUUGCAAGAUCAACUCUAUAUGACCGACAUCAUGCAGGACAUUUGCCUCACCCCAUCAACGCACCUCGCCGUCUCACAGUGCAGCAAGAAGAACAGCUCAUUCUCAAAAUCAAUGAGUAUGCAAACCGCGGAACCCUCCUCACCCCUCGCCAUGUGAGAAGGCUUGCUGAAGCUAUUUGUGGUGAGCAGGUAGGCCUCAAUUGGGUCUCCCACUUUGUUGAUCAACAUCGCCACACCUUGUCCUCUUGUUUCUUCACCUGCAAGGAGCUCAGACGUCUCAAAGCAGACAAGCCAGAGGUUCGAAAAGCGUUUGCUUUCAUGUUGCAGGUCAAAGCAGUUUACAAUUCUGGUCUCUAUCCCCGCUCCUGCAUAUUCAACAUGGACGAGUCCCCUUUCACUCUCUCAGACACUCAUAAGACUCGGCACAUUGCUCCUCUAGAUCAUCCACAGAAUGGUCAAGCUGCUCCCUCAGCAAAUGAACACAUCACCUCUGUGGCUUGUAUUGGGAUCAAUUCUGCUCCUGUUCCUCCCCUUAUCCUCUAUCAAGGUACACAUCUUCAAGAGAGUUGGACAGCAGUUAGAGAAGAAGACGUCCAUCAAGUCGCUGGUGUCACUAAUUCCGGGUGGAACAACAGUCAUAUGAUGUUGGUUUGUCUUGAAGAGUCCUUUGACCGAUACAUGAAGGACCAAGCAAAGAAUGGUCAGAGACGGCUCCUCUUUCUGGAUGGAGUGGAACCACAUGUCAAAGUUGAGUUUUUAGAAGCCUGCUGGGCUCGCAAUAUUGUCUGCAUCACCUUCCCUGCUAACCUCAGCGAUAAAUUUCAGCCACUCAAUGUCGAUUUCUUUGGCAACAUGAAGCGGGCAUAUGUUGAAAAUAUUCAAACGUUCAUGGUUGGAUCGUCCGUCACACAUGUCAAUAAAGGUUUAUUCUGGGGCUGGCACCAGAAAGCGUGGAGGGCUACAGCAACUGCACGACAGAUGCGAGGAGCAUGGAGGAAGGCAGGACUUUGGCCCCUAGAUCAGGAAAUGAUGCAAGCUUUGGAUGAGGAAAAACCAACCACACCCCCUCCCCGAGACCGUCUAGAAGAUCCCCUGACACCUUACAACAUCCGCAUCUUACGUGAGAAUGAUUGCCUUGUUCGACAAGGGAAGCUUAGCCCAACAAAAGCAUUGCUGAGGUCGGAAAAGGCGCAGGAAUGUUCACUUGCAGAGACAGCGUUACUCAGGAUGGAGUUGGAUGGAGAGCGGGAGACUAGGAAGUUGGACCAGGUAGCUAGGGGAAGUCGCAAGCGUCAGACGUAUACAAACGGUCAGUUGUUUGACCCUCGGUACCAAGAAGAACAUGCAGAGGAACUUGCGAUCCGGAAAGCAGAGGAGGAAGAGGCAAAACAAAGAAAAAGAAAUGCCGCACGGAAGAAACAACCUCAGAGGGAGCAAAACUUGGCUCGGGACUGCACCCCAGGUCCGUCUACCUCUGUGUGA